Messenger RNA from Teleopsis dalmanni, 3017 nucleotides. RefSeq names its product protein phtf (gene phtf). The record is from RefSeq and is a predicted model, not a curated record. Gene Ontology annotation, cellular component: endoplasmic reticulum. The transcript is spliced from 13 exons. Lineage: Eukaryota; Metazoa; Arthropoda; Insecta; Diptera; Diopsidae. Bases 85 to 2994 code for a protein of 969 amino acids.
AAUAAAUUUUAUGUUGCUUCAGCGUAAAAAAUCAAUUAAAGUCUAAAUUGGCGCACCCUUAAAUUCGCAUGUAAUAAAUUUACUAUGAAAUUGGAUGAAAUUGUUGCAUGGUAUCAGAAAAAGAUUGGCACUUAUGAUAAACAACAAUGGGAAAACACGGUUGAACAAAGAAUCCUCGAUGGCUUCAGUAGUGUGACUUUAAAAACUGCUAAAUUGAAAACAGAAUUAAUUGAUGUGGACUUAGUGAGAGGUUCAACAUUUCCUAAAGCCAAACCAAAAGAAAGUUUUCUAACUGUGAUACGUCUGGCGUUCUUACGUUAUUUCUUUUUACCUUUAUAUGCGCAAUGGUGGGUGAAACAGACAUCUCCAAAUAUUUUUGGUGUAUUACUAGUACUAUAUAUAACACAAAUGAUAACAUGGGCUGUAUAUGCCUUGAAUAUAAAUCGUACAAAUCAAGAAGGAGUUUCUGUAACUGGAAUAGUAUACAGCCUAUCAGCAAAAAAUUUGACCGUUUCUCAAAAUGGAGAAGUACCUGAAAAGCAGUCGGAAGAGCAUAUUGUUUCGUUGGCCGAACUGCUGAUACCAAUGACAUUAAGUUUUCUUCUUAGUUUGGUACACUCACAGAUUGUUGCAACCACCACGGCUACUAAUAAUAAUAAAAAUAAACGUAGACGAUUUUCAAAUUCUAAUGUGAAUGGUAAAUUGUCACGGGAUACAAGACUAAGACGACGAAAGAAAUUAGUGAAGAAUUCCUUUGUUGAAGCUGCCUCACAACAACGUAAGCCAUUAACCAUUGCCAAAAAACCUCAUUCAAGUGAAGAGAUAUCUGCGAAAAUUCUAUCAAAUACUACCAUAGAUAAAACUGGUGAUAGUAAUUAUGCAACUAAGAUCUAUAAAAUUUCUAAUUCUAGAACAUAUUACGGUUUUCCAACUUCUAAAGAAAAUUUUAAUAAUUUAGCUGAUAUAAAUUUAAAUGCCACCGUUAAUGCUUUUCCAACACUUAGACUUGAUCUCAAAGGCAUGGUUGAUGACAAAAGUGCAUCAUGUAGCACAGACUGCUCAUCGACUGAUACUCAACUUAGUAUUUCAAAUAAAAAACGUAACGUAAAUUGGCAUAAUCCUUUGGAGAACUUUAAAAAAGAAACACACGAAAAACAGCAGCAAACUUCACCACAAACUGGAUCAUCCACAACCACAAGUGAAACUAAUUCACCAAACAAUUGGGAAGCUAAUAUACCCAUUAAUAGUAGUUUACCUAAUAGUUGUUGUAUGCGGAAAAACAAUAGUUCACCCAAUAAAACUGUACGUAUUGAUGAUAAUGUCGAAAUUAUUGAUGGAUCUGUACAUGAAGUAAGAGAAAUAGCAGGGGAAGAAGUACGUAAUGUCGAAGCUUUGGAGAACAAUUCUAAUAUUAGACGAGCAAUUGGCGAAGAUGAUGGUUUCGAAAGUUUAAAUGGUAAAAGUUCGAGUGGUGAAGAAACAAAUUCGCCACUACCAUCCACUUCAAGUGCGUGUGUUCCAAAUCUUCUGAGAUUACGUGCUAGUACCGGAGAUUUUUUAAAACAAUUAGAUGCUCAACCAAAGAAAACCUUGCCUUAUCCCAUAAAAUCACACAUAAUGUCUGGUGUAGAUUUAGCAAAAAGAAUAUCGUCAGUAAUUAAUGAAGAACCAAUAAAAUUUUCAAAUUUAAAAUUCAAUCGACGAACAGAUGAGAGCAGUUGUGAUACAGAUGAAGAAGGAGAUGAUGGUGAAACUAUUUCGAGUCCCAACUCACUGUGCAAUAACUCUAAUUACAAUGAAUGCACUACAUCGGCUACUGAAUGGUUGGGUGUUACUACAAACAGUGAAGAUUGUAGUUAUAGUUCAGAUAUAAAUAACUUAGAUGAUUAUAAAAACCAACAAAUUUCUGAUGAUAAUGGCUACGAUGCCGAUUUUACACCAACAACUAUAUUAAAUCCACAUAGCACCACCGAUAGAAUUAGUUGUACUGUUUGGGAUCAGCGAGAGAUUAAGAAAGCUCAAAUGUCUGUACUUGAAAUUUCGUCCUGCAUUAUAGCACGUGUAGAAUCUAUGCCUGAAACGAAUGAUUACAUAUAUAUCGGCAUAUUUUUUUCAUUUAUUUUAUCUUUAAUACCAAUAUUUUGCCGUUUGUGUGAGAUCGGUAUAAACUCGGAGGAAACAACUGAAAUCAAUUAUUUAGAUAUUCCUAUACUGUUAUGGGAAAAGUCCUCGUCUUCAAUUUAUACCAUUCUGCUCUUCGCAUUUGGGCAAACAAAUUGGGAACGAACUAUACUGGUUAUAGCGUUCAUACAGCGUUUAAUUUUGUCUAUGGUUCUGUUUAUAAUCUUUUCCGUUGCAGAGAGAACUUUUAAACAAAGGUUUCUGUAUGCAAAACUGUUUUCACAUAUAACAUCUUCCCGGCGUGCUCGGAAAUCGAACAUACCACAUUUUCGUUUAAAUAAAGUACGCAAUAUUAAAACUUGGCUGAGUGUGCGCUCAUAUCUGAAGAAACGUGGACCACAACGUUCAAUUGACAUUAUCGUAUCAGCAGCCUUUUUGGUUACGCUGUUACUAUUAUCUUUCCUAAGCGUUGAGUGGUUGAAGGAUUCCGUGCACCUACAUUCGCAUUUAAAUUUGGAAGCACUACUUUGGUCAGUUACUAUUGGUGUAUUUUUAUUAAGAUUCAUGACACUUGGAAAUAAAAUUCAUGAUAAAUAUCGCAGUGUUUCUGUUUUAAUCACAGAGCAAAUUAAUUUAUAUCUACAGAUCGAACAAAAACCUAAAAAGAAAGAUGAACUCAUGGUCUCUAAUAGCGUCUUAAAGCUGGCUGCUGAUCUCUUAAAAGAACUUGAAACACCAUUCAAAAUUUCAGGUUUAAGCGCAAAUCCCUAUUUAUUCACCACAAUAAAAGUAGUCAUAUUGUCUGCACUUUCGGGUGUGUUAAGUGAAAUGUUAGGCUUUAAAUUGAAAUUACACAAAAUCAAAAUCAAAUAAAUAUAUUUUAAGUACAAAAUAUA